Drosophila guanche is the source of this 2613-nucleotide messenger RNA. RefSeq lists its product as uncharacterized. The record is from RefSeq and is a predicted model, not a curated record. NCBI's taxonomy places the organism in Eukaryota, Metazoa, Arthropoda, Insecta, Diptera, Drosophilidae. The transcript has 3 exons. The coding region runs from base 11 to 2518 and encodes 835 amino acids.
UGGUUGGAAAAUGUCGCCGCUGGCACCUGUGCUGGUGUUCCUUCUCCUCUGGCUGGAACUGCCACUGGCAUCUCCCUUAGGCAUUGAUUUUAAAUCGCUUAAUUACUGCGAUACAAACCUCUGCCCCAAAGGAGGGAAACAUGUGGCAUGCAAGGCAAAGGAGAACAUACUGGGCAAGAAAUGCUCACUGGAUGCUGAAAUACUGCCAAUCAAUGGCCAGCUACAGGAUGUCUUGGUGAAUCGCAUAAAUGAGAUGAGGGAUAAGGUGGCACGUGGCGGUUUCAGUGGCCUAACAGCGGCUGCUAAAAUGGCCACCAUGUCUUGGGACCCGGAGCUGGCCUACCUGGCUGGCUUCAAUGUGCUGGCGUGUUCGCCCCACCUCGAUGAGUGCCGGAAUACCCUGCAAUAUGCGAACGUCGGCCAGUCGGUGGCCUAUCGUGGCCUCCUGUCGAAGCAUCGUGGGAUGCCGGAGAUCAUCUCCAAUGCCAUUGGCUUGUGGUUUCGUGAGCACGAAGUCACCACCAUGGAUGACAUUUUGAAUUACAUUGGACCGCAUUUUGGCAAGCCCAGAGAGAACUUUGUACAAAUGGUUGUCGACAAUUGCAAUCGUGUGGGCUGUGCCGUUGUCCAACAGAGCAAGAACGGCUGGCUCCAGACCUAUCUGACCUGCAACUAUGCCUUCGCCCCUAAGUUGGGUCAACCUAUUUACAACAGCAGCAAGAUUCCUGGCGCAGAAUGUCAGUCUGGACACAAUCCCACCUACAAGAACCUCUGCUCUGUCAAUGAAGUUUACAUGAGGAAUGUAAUACCACCGCGUCUCCUGCCUGACAAAGAGCCUCCCGCAGCUGAAGAAACGGAACCUGAAUCAGAGUCCUCCUCUUUUAAUGAAUCUGAUGUGGAGCCUUACUCCCCAGAACCACAUGACUUUGAGCCAUUUAAACAUCCAAAAUAUAAGAAAAUACCAAAUGGCCAAGAGGCAACUGUAGGAGCAGGAGAAGCACAGACAACUGCAGCUGCAGGCGGAGGAGAAAAGACAACUGUAGCAGAGGGAGGCGCAGAGACAACUGCAGCAGCAGGAGGAGUCACAACAGAAUCGCCAGGAGGAAUCACAACUGCGGCAGUAGAAGGAGAAAUGACAACUGCUGCAGCAGCAGAAGGCGCAGAGACAACUGCAGUAGCAGGUGAGGCAGAGACAACUGCACCAGCUUCUGGUGGAGUAACAGAAGCACCAGCAGCACGACGCAGAUCUGUCAAAAGGCGAAGUCCUCCACUCCGUCAGAGAACCAAAGUUCAUCCAAAAAAAAGGCAAAAGGCACGAACCAAUAAAGGGAAUAAAGGUGGACAUAAGACUCGUACCGCCAAUCGACGAAGAAGCAAAAUCCAACGCAGAGACGGGGAUGGGGAAACCACUGUAGCAGCUGAGGGCGCGACAACAGUUGGAGAAGCAGGAGCAGCCGAUGGUGCAGCAACCACCGCAGCAGGAGGAGAAGCUAACACUGAAGAAGGAGGAACCACUGCAGCAGGAGCAGAAGUAGGAGGAGAAACAACUGCAGCUGGAGAACUUAUAUCUGCGGCAGGAGCAACCAGUUUAGCUGGAGGAGAACCUGCCACUGAGGCAGGAGCAACUACUGAGGGUGAAGGAGCAACCACUGUGGCAGGCGUAACCACCGUAGCAGGAGUAACUGCUGCAGGAGGAGCUCUAUUAGGAGCAACCACUGUUGGUGGAAUAGAACUUACCACCGCACCAGGAGACACACCUGUAGGCGGAGCCACCACUGUAGCAGGAGCCACCACUGUAGCAGGAGACACACCUGUAGCAGGAGCCACCACUGCAGCAGGAGCCGCCACUGUAGCAGGAGGAGCAACCACUUUAGGAGGAGGUGAACUUAUCACUGUAGCUGAAGCAACCACUCCAGGUGUCGGAGAACUUUCCACCGUACUCGGAGUAACCACCGUAGGUGGAGGAGUAGCCACAGUGGGAGUGCAGGCAAAUGUACAGCAGCAGAUUCCUCCGCUCCCUGGAGGUCAACCUCCACCAGAAAAUGCUGUAUCUGAAAAAGAUAAUAUUGACGAUUCCUAUGCUUUGGAGGAAACGGAAGAUGAAGUUAAAGCAGCAGAGAAAAUGGAAAAGGCCAACGAUGGGGAGGCAAUAGAGGAUAGAACUGUAAUUCAAAGAAAGUUUGCACGAUUUCUGGCCAUGGUACAGAAGGCAAAGGUGCUCAAUAAGCGUGGCAAGGUUAUGAUCGUGACCACAAACCAUGAGGUGGAGUACAACAGCAGGAAGAUGCGAGAACGAUCGGCUAGAAGGAGAGCCGCGAGACGUCUGCAAAAACGAACUCGAGCAAUCGACAGAGCCCGUCGUAUGCGUAGGAGCCGCAGCAGGCGACAUCGUUCCAAAUCGGAUUCGGGCUACUCUAGCUACCAAAACCAACUCAGGAAAAACAAUCCACGUAGUCGUCGUCGUCAGCAUGCCAAAACCAGAUCCAAAGGCGAUGCACGCUGGAAUUUUGUGGGCUGAGUGGCUGCACGCAUUGCAGAUGCGAUUUCAGAGCCUCCAUUUUCAUGAAUGAAUCCGAAGUUAAAGUAAAGGGAAAUGGUGUCCACUGCAUAAAA